Molecule: messenger RNA, 1504 nt
Organism: Brassica napus (rape)
Lineage: Eukaryota; Viridiplantae; Streptophyta; Magnoliopsida; Brassicales; Brassicaceae
Product: probable protein S-acyltransferase 14
Exons: 7
Coding region: 264-1181 (305 amino acids)
Biological process (GO): protein targeting to membrane; peptidyl-L-cysteine S-palmitoylation
Cellular component (GO): Golgi apparatus; endoplasmic reticulum
Molecular function (GO): protein-cysteine S-palmitoyltransferase activity
Source: RefSeq, a predicted model, not a curated record
AAAAAGAACAAAUUUGUGGGAUCGUGAAAGACUGAUUGAUUGACUCAAGAAAGUCGUUAAAAUCACAAAUCUUUAUUUUCGUCUGAAAUUUUCUUGUUUGCUCCAAAACGGAGAACAAGUCUCAUUCUUUUAAGCUCCUUUCCUCCUCCUCCUUCAUCUAUGGAAUGAAUCACUCUCGUUUUAUUUCCAUAAACCCCCUUUUUGAAUCUCUCUAAACUCCUUUUUCAAAUUCUGUAAAUCGAAUCUUUGAAGGUUUGACUACUAUGCAUAGAUCUGGUACUGCAAUGGCGUGGAACGUGUUCAAGUUCUGUACGGCCUUACGAGGUCUCGGAUCCAUCAUGAUCUUGCUAGUUCUCGGUGUUGUCGGUGUUACCUAUUACGCCGUCGUUUUGACUAAUUAUGGACCUGCUCUCUCUCAAGGAGGCGUUGAUUCCUUUGUUGCUCUCACCAUCCUUGUCCUCUUCCAUGUCCUCCUGGCGAUGCUUUUGUGGAGCUACUUCUCUGUUGUUUUCACUGAUCCUGGUGCUGUCCCUGCUAACUGGAGGCCAGCUAGUGAUGAAGAGAGAGGUGAAUCUGAUCCGUUAACUAGUCUGGAGUUUGUCGGUUUACAGACAGAUUCUUCAAACCCUAGAGUUAGGUUCUGUAGGAAGUGCAAUCAGCCAAAACCUCCACGUUGCCAUCAUUGUUCUGUUUGUGGUAGAUGUGUGUUGAAGAUGGAUCACCACUGCGUUUGGGUUGUUAACUGUGUAGGAGCAUUGAAUUAUAAGUACUUCCUUCUUUUCUUGUUCUACACAUUUUUAGAGACGACUCUUGUGACUUUGGUUCUUAUGCCGCACUUUAUAGCCUUCUUUAGUGAUGAAGAGAUACCUGGAACACCAGGCACUCUCGCUACUACUUUCCUUGCAUUUGUUUUGAAUUUGGCAUUUGCUUUGAGCGUGAUGGGUUUCUUGAUCAUGCACAUUUCUUUGGUUGCUGGCAACACCACAACUAUAGAGGCAUAUGAGAAGAAAACCAGUGCAAGAUGGCGGUAUGACCUCGGUAGAAAGAAAAACUUUGAACAGGUAUUUGGAAUGGAUAAGAGAUACUGGUUCAUCCCAGGAUACACUGAGGAAGAUCUAAGGAGAAUGCCUGAGCUGCAUGGACUUGAAUACCCUUCCAAGCCUGACUUUGAUUCCCAGUAAUGCUGAAGAAGAUGACUUUGAUCAUCAUCAUCAUGUAAAACAACAAUACGUAGAAGACAGAGAGACCUCUACUAACUUGAAGAAUGAUGCUUUCACUUGCCGGCAGUAUAGUGUCUUCAUAUAAAGGCAAAAAAAAUCAUUAGAUUAUGGGUUUUGUAAUGGAGGAGGAUUAUAACUUAGCUUUGUUUGUCACACAUAUGUUCAUCUUAUUCAAUACUAGUUCAUAACUUCAUAUACGCAUGUUCAUCUUCAAAACAUAGCUUCUCUUUUAAAUUGCUUGUUUCCCAAUGUUGAUUUUUGAUUAAAAAAAAACUAUUAUUAGA